AAUUUAUUUCAGAUUCCAGAAUGUCUGGAUUCUCAUUUAAACUGACUAAAACUGUAGAGAAGAAGGUUCUUCAAGACUCAAGUUUAAGAGAUGAGUCAACUAAGGAUAAUACUGAGGGACCAGACUUUAUUAAAGAUGUUCGAGACAAUAAAAUUACAGGAACUAUUAUAAAGAAAAAGGAGGAAGAUCUUGUAAUACCCCUUAUAGCCAAAAAUAAAUGGAGAGACAGAGAAAACCCUUUAUCAGAUGAGUCUAAAGAUACAAAAGUGAAAAAGAAAGAAGAGAAACCAGAGAAAGAAAUGACGAUAGAAGAACUGGCAGCUGAAGAACUUGUAGAAGAAAGCAGAAAGCAAAUAGAGGACUGGAGAGAAGGGGAUACUGGACCGGAAGUGGACCAAGUCCCUCUCCUACUGAGCAAUGCAGUACCUGAGGGAUUUGAGAACGAGGAAACUCUUGAUGUUAGUUUAAGAGCUGAGCAAUCAACCCUAGAGGAUUAUGACAAUAUUCCUGUAGAAAAGUAUGGAAUGGCGAUGUUACGUGGAAUGGGAUUUAAGGCUGACGAAGGAAUUGGAGGAUUCAAAAAACAGGUUGUGAAGACGAUGGAACCUGUUGUACGACCGAAAGGUUUAGGUCUUGGGGCAACUAAACCUAAACAAGAAAAGCAAGUUGUGAAGGAGGGUGAGGAGAAGCUGGUAAUGAAAAGAGGAGCUUUUAUAGUGAUCAUGUCAGGGAACAAGGAGGGUCUGUAUGGGGAGGUCGAGGGGUUGGAUGAGGAGAACGCAAGAAUAGUAUUGAAGUUGGCGCUAGGGAAUGAAAAAGUGAGCGUAUCUGAGAAUAUAGUCAAACUAGUAGAUAAAAAAGAAUUCAAGGAGUGGGGGAAGAUAGUGAACAAAGAUAAGUUUAAAAAGUACAAAGCUGAACAGGACGAUGCCAUGGAGAAGGAGCGAAGUUUAACUCCUGAUGCAAUGGUGGUAGGAUCAAGACACCGCUCUAGGUCAAGGUCAAGGGAGAAGAAACGAAAGAGAUCAAGGAGUCCAGGGGUCAAAAGAAUUAAGUCAGAGAAGAGGCCUUGGGUGCGUCAAGAUCUACAAGUUCGUUGUAUAGACAAAAAAUAUAAGGAAGGGAGAUAUUACAAUGAAAAGAUGGUUGUCAUUGACGUUGUGACAAAUAAUAGCUGUGAUUGUCGAACCGAGGAAGGCAAAAUCCUACAGGGUGUUCAAACAGAUAAACUUGAAACUGUUAUUCCUAGAGAUAUAGGUGGUAAAGUUCAGAUUGUAAGAGGAGAUUUUAAAGGAGAAAUAGCAGAAAUAAUGAAAAAGGAUAAAGUUAGGUGUACUGCUAUUAUCCGUCUACUGGUUUCGGAAAAGAUUAUCACCAAGUCUUACGAAGAUAUUUGUCUCUUUACCGGAGAUAUACGAGAAUUCGACUAAAAUUAGAUAUGUGUUAUUGUUGAUUUUCAACCAAUAUUGAAGAUUUGUCUUUUUAUCCAUAAUAUUCGUAAAGUCAAACAAACCAAGUUGCUAAAAUUAUAACUUAUCUUAUGUCUUACGUCGAGAUAUUGUAACGUUUUAGAUUAAUAGUUAUCUGUAUGUUUUGCCGGUCUUAACCUCAACUUGGACCAUUUUGUAAAAGUUUCCUAGAUUCAUAAAACCAAAAAAACUUCCGGAUGAAUCUGCCCGUCCCUAUAUCAACAACUCCACACAAAAAUCCGCCAAUACUGACUCGAUUAUCUACCAGACCUUUCCGUUCUACUGUUCCUAGAAUAUUCUGAAGAGAAUUAAACCCUCUUCUUAGUCUCCUUCAAGUGUACCUGAUAUUUUCUUUUUCAGAA
Messenger RNA from Eurytemora carolleeae, 1831 nucleotides. Its product is annotated as G-patch domain and KOW motifs-containing protein. Gene Ontology annotation, molecular function: nucleic acid binding. Gene Ontology annotation, biological process: mRNA splicing, via spliceosome. The record is from RefSeq and is a predicted model, not a curated record. Lineage: Eukaryota; Metazoa; Arthropoda; Copepoda; Calanoida; Temoridae. The transcript has 16 exons. Gene Ontology annotation, cellular component: spliceosomal complex. Bases 21 to 1430 code for a protein of 469 amino acids.